Messenger RNA from Paramecium primaurelia, 333 nucleotides. Lineage: Eukaryota; Ciliophora; Oligohymenophorea; Peniculida; Parameciidae. The record is from the annotation of a GenBank genome assembly.
AUGACUACAACUUUGGGGCCUAAGUUAAAGUUUGUGAUGCCUCCAAAAAAGAUUGUUUUAAAUGAAGAGAUUCUUGAAGGAAAUUAUGAUCUUGAAUUGAGACAAUGGAGUAUUUCAAAAAUGGAACGUAAAGUAAGUUUUGCAUCUUCAACUCUCAUAUUUCUCAGAUAUUCAGAAGAAGAAAUAACACAUUUUAGAUAAAGAUUGAAAAUAUAAUUACAAUGUAGUAUAGAGUCGAUUGAGUCUUCAUAUUUAAAUCCAUAAUUAUGUAGUUUAGGCAAAGUACAUAGAAGGAAGUCUUGCUUCAAGGAAUACGAUGAUCAAUUCAAUUGA